This is a messenger RNA of Serendipita indica DSM 11827, 2358 nucleotides long. The record is from the annotation of a GenBank genome assembly. NCBI's taxonomy places the organism in Eukaryota, Fungi, Basidiomycota, Agaricomycetes, Sebacinales, Serendipitaceae.
AUGUCGACCGGCGCGCGCAGACGAGGCAUUCGACUUCCACAACCAGAUUCUCCAGGAAAUGGGAGUGGUCCAGAUGGACUCUCCCCGCGCUCGUUGACGCCAGACCCAACACACGACAGCACCGUCGGUGACGAGGACCCGCGCUCCGUGUCCCGCUCGUUCCCAGCUGCCUCUGGCCCGCCAGAACCAGAAUAUAUUCACAACAUUGCCUGCGUCGCCAUUACCGCAAUCGCUUUUGCUUUGCGCUUUUACAAAAUCAACCAUCCUGACCAAGUCGUCUUUGAUGAAGUUCACUUUGGAAAGUUUGCCGCCUAUUAUAUCCUCCGCGAAUACUACUUCGACGUUCACCCUCCUUUUGCAAAACUCCUCCUCGGGCUGGCAGGCUGGUUCGUUGGAUUCGACGGUCGAUUUGAAUUCGAGGCCAUCGGUGAUUCGUACUCGCAGCAUCACGUCCCCUAUGUCGGAAUGCGUGCCAUGCCAGCAGUCUUUGGUAGCUUGACGGUCCCAGUCGUUUAUCAAAUCAUGAAGGAAUGUGGAUUCCCCGUCGUUAUUUGCACAUUUACUGCCGCGCUCAUCGCCCUUGACAACGGUCACAUCGUACAGACAAGGCUCAUUCUUCUUGAUGCUGCAUUGAUCUUUUUCAUCGCACUUUCCUUGUAUGCCUACAUUCGCUUCCGCAAAGUCCGAUACUCCGAGUUCUCGCGAGCUUGGUGGGGAUGGAUGGUUGCAACUGGUGUAUUCCUCGCUUGCAGUCUUGGCUGCAAGAUGGUCGGCUUGUUCACCUUUUUCACAAUCGGCACGGCUGUUCUUGUCGACUUGUGGGAUAUCCUUGACAUUAGGAAAAAGUAUCCAAUGGACGUUGUGCUCAAGCACUUCUUCGCACGAGCGCUUGGACUGAUCGUAGUACCGUUCAUCGUCUACUCGUCCUUCUUCUGGGUUCACUUUAAAGUCUUGUCUCACUCGGGAACCGGUGACAGUUUCAUGUCGCCUGAGUUCCAAGAAUCAUUGUCAGGAAACGAGUUGCUCAUGAAGUCGCAUGAAAUCCGCUACUAUGACACCGUUACUCUCAAGCACAAGGAUACCAAAGUCUUUUUGCACUCUCACAAGGAGAGAUACCCGCUCAAGUACAAGGAUGGACGUAUUAGUAGCCAAGGUCAACAAGUCACUGGCUACCCUCACGAGGAUCUCAACAACCAAUGGCAAGUUAUCCCGUCCAAGGCCAUCCCAGAGACUGGACGAGGACGCGUUGUUCGCCACAACGAUGCCGUUCAGCUGUUGCACAUCAGUACCCAAAGCUACCUCUUGACGCACGACGUUGCGUCGCCAACGAUGCCCACGAAUCAAGAAGUUACCACGAUUGCCAAGGAAGAUGCCAGGAGCAGAUACAAUGAGACACUCUUCACCAUUGACAUUAUCAACGGUCAUCCUGGUCAGCCAUGGAAGAGCAAGGCCAGCCACUUUAGGCUCGUCCACGUUCCGACCAAGGUCUCCAUCUGGACUCAUCCCAAGGCGCUCCCUGAAUGGGCUUUCAAGCAGCAAGAGGUGAACGGAAACAAAAACUCGGAGGAGCGAACGGCCACGUGGUUCGUUGACGAUAUUGUGAUUCCAGCUGAGGACGAGGACCUUUUCAGCCGCGAAGGUGGACCGAAGGAAAAGGUUGUCAAGAAGAUGAACUUUUUCCGCAAAUACGCAGAACUUCAACUUCUCGCUCUCCAGCAUAACGCUGGUUUGACGGCCUCUCAUCCCUAUGCGAGCGGUCCCAUCAACUGGCCAUUCUUGCUCAGCGGUAUCUCAUUCUGGACCAACAACGAGAAGCUCCAGCAGAUUUACAUGGUCGGAAACGUUUUCGGCUGGUGGACUUGCGUCGUUGCGCUCUCGGUAUUUACUGGAAUCAUCGGGGCUGACCUGUUGGCGCGUCGUCGAGGCAUCCAGCCCAUUCCCGAGUUUGUCCGUAAUAGGCUCUGGAACUCUACUGGCUUCUUUUUCAUCGCCUGGGCAUUCCACUACUUCCCCUUCUUCCUGAUGAACCGCCAGCUGUUCCUGCACCACUACCUUCCUGCACACCUCUGCUCUGUCCUCGUGACGGGUGCCGUCUUCAACUUUAUCGCUGGUGAAUCUAUCAAUUACCCCAUCUCGGUGCCCGGUCCAGGCAUGCGUCGGAUGCCUACGGCUCGCUCCGAUGUGGGAAUGAAGGCUGUCAUUGCCGCGGUGCUCUAUGCGAUCCCGUAUCUGGCCAUGUUCUUCUUCCUCGCUCCGCUCACCUACGGAACUCCUGGUUUGAAUGGAGACCAGGUCAACCGUCGCCUCCUCCUUCCUUCCUGGACGCUUCACUUUGCGGGCAAGGCCACCACAUCGUAA